Molecule: messenger RNA, 1037 nt
Organism: Centrocercus urophasianus (Greater sage-grouse)
Lineage: Eukaryota; Metazoa; Chordata; Aves; Galliformes; Phasianidae
Gene: CALHM1
Product: calcium homeostasis modulator 1
Exons: 2
Coding region: 9-1037 (342 amino acids)
Molecular function (GO): monoatomic cation channel activity
Source: RefSeq, a predicted model, not a curated record
GGAGGAAGAUGGACAAGUUUCGGAUGGUCUUCCAGUUCCUCCAGUCCAACCAGGAGUCCUUCAUGAGCGGCAUCUGUGGGAUCAUGGCCCUGGCCAGCGCCCAGCUGUACUCAGCCUUUGAUUUCAACUGUCCCUGCCUGCCACGCUACAACCUGGCCUAUGGGCUGGGCGUCCUCCUGGUGCCUCCCCUCAUCCUAUUCCUGCUGGGCUUCGUGCUGAACAACAACGUGUCCAUGCUGACUGAGGAGUGGAGGCGACCCCAGGGCCAGCGGAGGAAGGAUGCGGCCGUCCUGCGCUACAUGUUCUGCUCCGUGGCACAGAGGGCCAUGAUUGCCCCAGCUGUCUGGGUGUCAGUGACACUGCUGGACGGGAAGUGCAUCACGUGUGCUUUCUGCACCGCACUGCCCAUGGAGGCCCUGGGCAAUGCCAGCCACCGAAGCCUCUCCCAGGGAGAGAUGAAGCGAGUCCUUGCCCGCAUCCCCUGCAAGGAGAUCUAUGAUGGGCAGGAGCUCGUCGCCAAUGAAGUGGCCAUCAGGUACCUGCGCUGCAUCUCACAGGCCCUAGGCUGGUGCUUCGUGCUGCUGAUGACCACGCUGGCAUUCUUGGUCAGAUCUCUCCGGCCCUGCUUCACCCAAACUGUCUUCCUGAAGAGCAGGUAUUGGUCCCACUACAUUGACAUCGAGCGCAAGCUGUUUGAUGAGACAUGUGCAGAGCAUGCCAAGAGCUUUGCCAAGGUCUGCAUCCAGCAGUUCUUCCGGAGCAUAAGCAAAGACCUGGUGGCAACUCACUGCCACCCACCCAGAAAAGCCCCCACAGAUGCUGGGGAAGCUUCAGAGAAACUUUUAGGCAUCACCGACUGGGGCACUAUGAACACAGCCCUGAAAAGCUGGCACAGGUGCAAGCCCCCACUGCACCUUCACCCAACUGCACCCCACAGCAGCAAUGGCUGGGCUGGGGAAUGGCAGCCCCCCACACAACCCCACAUGCAGCCCCCUGCUCCCCGGCGGGAGGCUGCAGUCUACUACAGCAGGGUGUGA